GUGGGCUCCGGGCUCUGCCCGGCCGCGCUCGUCCUCCUGCUCUCCGCCUGUGUAGUGCGGGCGCCCCCGCCAGUUGGAUAUUUGGUUCGAUUCCCAAGAGCUUUUCACUUGACCCAAGAUACAGUGAAAAUAGUGGGAUCAUCAACUUUUCCAGUGAACGUGUAUGUUAUGCUCCAUCAAAGGAGUCCACAUGUGUUAUGUGUUACCCAACGGCUACGAAAUACUGAAUUGAUAGACCCAUCAUUCCAAUGGCAUGGGCCAAAAGGAAAAGUUAUUUCAGAAAACAACACUUCAAAAAUAACAUCCACAGGGAGUCUUGUAUUCCAGAAUUUUGAGGAGAGUAUGAGUGGAGUUUACACAUGUUUCCUUGAGUAUAAACCUACUGUGGAAGAAGUGGUUAAAAAUCUUCAACUAAAAUAUAUUGUGUAUGCUUAUCGUGAGCCUCAUUAUUAUUACCAGUUCACAGCUCGGUAUCAUGCAGCUCCCUGCAAUAGUAUCUAUAAUAUUUCUUUUGAGAAGAAACUUCUUCAGAUUUUAAGCAAACUGGUUCUUGAUCUUUCAUGUGAAGUUUCCUUACUUAAGUCUGAAUGUCAUCGUGUUAAAAUGCAAAGGGCUGGUUUACAAAAUGAAUUGUUCUUUACAUUCUCAGUUUCAUCUCUAGAUACUGACAAAGCAUCUAAGCCAUGUGUAGAUCAUAGUUGUGAAUCUUCCAAAAGACUAUCUAAGGCUAAAAAUCUCAUAGAGAGAUUUUUUAAUCAACAAGUAGAAGUUCUGGGCAGACGUGCAGAGCCAUUGCCUGAAAUAUACUAUAUUGAAGGUACUCUACAGAUGGUUUGGAUUAAUCGCUGCUUUCCUGGGUAUGGAAUAAAUAUCAUGAAACAUCCAAAAUGUCCUGAGUGCUGUGUGAUCUGCAGCCCUGGAUCUUAUAACCCCCGUGAUGGAGUUCACUGCCUUCAGUGCAAUAGCAGCCUGGUGUUUGGAGCAAAAGCAUGUUUAUAGGCCAUUGUUUGAGGUCUUCUAUGGUUUAUUGACACACAAA
This is a messenger RNA of Condylura cristata (star-nosed mole), 1039 nucleotides long. RefSeq names its product zona pellucida binding protein (gene ZPBP). The transcript has 8 exons. Gene Ontology annotation, cellular component: zona pellucida receptor complex; extracellular region; acrosomal vesicle. NCBI's taxonomy places the organism in Eukaryota, Metazoa, Chordata, Mammalia, Eulipotyphla, Talpidae. The annotation marks the transcript as partial. The record is from RefSeq and is a predicted model, not a curated record. Gene Ontology annotation, biological process: acrosome assembly; binding of sperm to zona pellucida.